ACGAACUCGACCCCACAUGAUUCUCUGCGGGAAGAUCAAUCGUCCAGACUUAGCUUUCAGAAUACCUGUAAACCUUGUACGUCAUUUUCUUCUCAUUCCCUAAACCACUACUUCUUCCUCCUCCUCCUCCUCCUCCUCCUCCUCUUCAUACUUGCUUCCUACGCCAUGGCCCUUCCUUUUCAACUUUCUUUCCACUCUCUUUUCUACUCUUCGUUCAUCAUCAUGCUUUGAAAACACUGCCUACGCUUCUGGAAAGGGAAAGACCUUUGGCAAUGUCUUCAAAAAAGAAAAUUUCCAUGGCUUUUAGUGCAACGAGAUCCUUAGGAAUCCCUGAUGACCAAAUUAAACCAAUCUUGAGGGAUCUUCUAAAGAUGUAUGAUGGGAAUUGGAAACUCAUUGAAGAAGACAAUUAUCGCACUCUUCUAGAUGCUUAUUUUGAGCACAAGGAAAACGAGGGACUAGAGGGAAACAGAAGCUGUCCUGUGGAAGACAAGGAGUCUCUGAUACCACUGAAGAGACCACGCGAUGGAGAACAACAGAAUCGAGCUUCGUUUAUCAUUGGUAGCUCAGGCCAUAAAUUAGUUGCUAGAAAGGAUAAAAUUUCUGAAGUACAUGCUGGGCAUAAAACUACAAUCUCAUCUAAUGACUCUGAACAAGGAUUAGUCAUUAGGUCCAGCGAAAGGAUGCCAUCAGUGAAACCCGUUUCGGUAUUUUAUCCAGAUAAGAUUGCAUUAACAAAUGCUAACACUGUAAGCAAUUCAUAUCAGAAAGGCUCAAGUUCUUCUCAGUGUGUGAGGCCAUCGAGUACUGCACUUUUUCAAGAUCAAAGUACUGGUUAUAGUAGAAAGCGUAAAAUUUCCUCUGAGCAUGUGAGGUUAAUUGCUUGUGAUCAGCAUAACAGACAAAAUACAAAUAAUUCUUUGCAUCACAUGCAUGACUUGACAAAGGGUGCAGAGAAAGUCAAAAUAUCUUGGGUUAAUGAAUUAGGAAAUGACUCUAUCCCUAAGUUCAAUUAUAUACCAAACAAUAUAAUUUUUCAAAAUGCCAGUGUCAACGUUUCACUGGCUCGGAUUUCAGAGGAUGAUUGCUGUUCAAGUUGCUCAGGCAAUUGCCUUUUAUCAUCUUAUCCAUGUGCUUGUGCUCGUGAAACUGGUGGGGAAUUUGCUUAUACACGAGAAGGCCUGCUGAAAGAAGAAUUUCUAAAUCACUGUAUGUCUAUGGGAUGCGAACCUAAGAAGGAGCAUCUCUUCUUUUGUGAAGACUGCCCAAUUGAAAGGUUAAAGAAUGACUACAAGCCUGAUCGAUGCAAGGGUCAUUUACUUAGGAAGUUUAUCAAAGAAUGCUGGAGAAAAUGUGGAUGUGAUAUGCAGUGUGGUAAUCGAGUUGUACAAAGAGGUAUUUCUUGCAAACUGCAGGUUUAUUUUACUUGUGAAGGAAAAGGAUGGGGUCUCAGAACACUAAAAGACUUGCCAAAAGGUUCUUUUGUUUGUGAAUACGUUGGUGAGAUAUUGACAAAUACGGAGUUGUAUGAACGAAAUCUGCAAAGCUCUGGUAAUGAGAGGCAUACGUAUCCCGUAACUCUUGAUGCAGACUGGGGCUCAGAGGAACUUUUAGAGGAUGAUGAGUUACUUUGUUUGGAUGCAACGUAUCAUGGAAAUGUUGCGAGAUUUAUCAACCACAGAUGUUCUGAUGCAAAUUUGAUCGACAUUCCUGUUGAAGUCGAAACUCCUGAUCGCCACUACUAUCAUCUUGCUUUCUUCACUAGCAGGGAAGUGAAAGCCCUGGAAGAGCUUACAUGGGACUAUGCAAUCGACUUCGAUGAUGAAGAUCAUCCUGUGAAGGCAUUUAAAUGCUGUUGUGGAAGUCCAUUUUGUCGAGACGCGAAGAAGAAACGCAAAGCAACACUUGUAUAGGUUGCACGUUGACGAAUAAACGAGAUCACUCCUUCAGCUUGGGUUAUUUAUCUGAUUCCUCAGAAUUUGUCCUUCGAGGUGAUGGACCAAUUACUGCAAGAAUGAGAAAGUACCGUAGGAUUGUUACGUGCAUCAGUACGUAUGUCCAUAUUUUCUCAAUUUUAGAACUUGUUCAUAUACU
Messenger RNA from Cucumis sativus (cucumber), 2094 nucleotides. RefSeq names its product histone-lysine N-methyltransferase SUVR4. The transcript has 10 exons. The record is from RefSeq and is a predicted model, not a curated record. NCBI's taxonomy places the organism in Eukaryota, Viridiplantae, Streptophyta, Magnoliopsida, Cucurbitales, Cucurbitaceae. Gene Ontology annotation, molecular function: histone methyltransferase activity; protein binding; zinc ion binding. The coding region runs from base 273 to 1913 and encodes 546 amino acids. Gene Ontology annotation, cellular component: nucleus.